AUGAAGGGUCGCCAACACACAGACGGGGCGAGGGCAAGGGGGCUGCUCCCGAGGGUCCGGGCCACAGUCCGGGCACGGCGGACCCCCUGCGCCCCUCACAGUGAGGCUGACCCCCGGCCCAGCCGCGUCCCGCUCUCUGUGCCCGUAUCAGGUGCUGCAGAAGCCGCAGCCACCACGGCACUGACGAGUGCAGUCGCUUCAAUCCGGAGGGCCUGGCUUGACCAAUGCGCAGAGGACUUCCAAGAACCCCCUCGCUUCCCGUGCUUACAGAAGCUGCUGGAUUACCUCAAACGGAUGAUGCCAGGCUCUGACCCAGAGCGAAGAGCACAAAACCUUCUUGAGCAGUUUCAGAAGCAAGAAGUGGAAACUGACAGUGAAGUUCAUGGACCUUUCUUUCCAAGAAUUCUGAGGCGUAGGAAAGGAAAAAGAGACUUUGGAAAGACUAUAACACAUAUUGUAGCAAAAGCGAUGACUACUGAAAUGGUGAAGGACUUAUCGUCAGACACACUUCUCCAACAGCAUGAUGAUUUGGAUUUGGCUUUGGAUCGCUGUUAUAGUGGAGAUACAGUAGUUAUUUUUCCAGGAGAAUAUCAAGCUGCAAAUCUGGCUUUAUUGACUGAUGACAUCAUUAUAAAGGGAAUUGGAAAGAGAGAGGAAAUUAUGAUUACUUCUGAACCUUCUCAUGACAGUUUUGUUAUGUCCAGAGCUGACAAUGUAAAACUAAUGCAUCUGUCUUUGAUACAGCAAGGGACGGUUGAAGAUAUCGUGGUAGUGGAAUCUGGUCACACGACUCUAGAAAACUGUAUAUUAAAAUGUGAAGGAACAGGAGUGUGUGUUCUCACAGGGGCCGCUUUGACAAUUACAGACAGUGAAAUAACUGGUGCCCAGGGUGCUGGUGUUGAACUAUAUCCUGGGAGCACAGCCAUUUUGGAAAGGAAUGAAAUUCAUCACUAUAAUAAUCUCAAAACCAGUGAUAGUUCGAAAAGCACUUUAGGUGGAGUUAACAUGAAGGUUCUCCCAGCACCCAAAUUGAAGAUGACUAACAAUCAUAUUCACAACAGCAAUGGCUAUGGAGUAAGCAUUCUUCAACCAACUGAGCAAUUUUUUAUUGUAGCAGAAGAAGCUCUCAACAAAGGGGCUGCUUCAGGAGAUAAAAAAGAUGAUCAAAUGCUUUCCAAAGUAAUACAAAACCUGAAUCUGGAAAUGAAUAAUAAUAAGAUAGAAGCAAAUGUAAAGGGGGAUAUCAGAAUAGUCACAAGUUAA
Molecule: messenger RNA, 1263 nt
Organism: Cynocephalus volans (Philippine flying lemur)
Lineage: Eukaryota; Metazoa; Chordata; Mammalia; Dermoptera; Cynocephalidae
Product: testicular spindle-associated protein SHCBP1L-like
Exons: 7
Coding region: 1-1263 (420 amino acids)
Biological process (GO): male meiosis cytokinesis; spermatogenesis
Cellular component (GO): meiotic spindle
Source: RefSeq, a predicted model, not a curated record